Messenger RNA from Thlaspi arvense, 297 nucleotides. Lineage: Eukaryota; Viridiplantae; Streptophyta; Magnoliopsida; Brassicales; Brassicaceae. The record is from the annotation of a GenBank genome assembly.
AUGGAAGCAUGCGCUGCAGUGGUCAUGGAGGAGUUUCUUGGGACGAUGGUGGUUUCGAAGUUCGAGCUGAAUUAUCCAAUGGAAUAUGUCACAUCAGUGGAAGGUAGUUAUGAUAAUAAAUCAGGAUUUAUCACCAUGCUUAGGUUCACUACUAAUAGACAAACCUCCCAAGACUUUGGACUCGCUACAACAUCAAGCUUCGUACACCACAAAGUUGAUCACAUGAUCGUUGGGUUCCAUGGAAAAUCCAGUAACAUGCUUCUCCACAAAAUUGGAGUCCAUGUCAUACCAAUCUGA